Nothoprocta perdicaria is the source of this 1753-nucleotide messenger RNA. It is a transcript of the gene ARHGEF9, whose product is annotated as Cdc42 guanine nucleotide exchange factor 9. The transcript is spliced from 10 exons. Gene Ontology annotation, molecular function: protein binding; guanyl-nucleotide exchange factor activity. The coding region runs from base 53 to 1525 and encodes 490 amino acids. The record is from RefSeq and is a predicted model, not a curated record. Lineage: Eukaryota; Metazoa; Chordata; Aves; Tinamiformes; Tinamidae.
GAUCAGUGGUGGUUCUAUUGUAAGUGCUGAGGCAGUAUGGGAUCACGUCACCAUGGCCAACCGGGAGUUGGCGUUUAAAGCAGGAGACGUUAUCAAGGUCCUGGAUGCUUCCAACAAGGACUGGUGGUGGGGUCAGAUUGAUGACGAAGAAGGAUGGUUUCCCGCCAGCUUCGUGAGGCUAUGGGUGAACCAAGAGGACGGCGUGGAGGAAGGAACCAGCGAAGUGCAGAAUGGCCAUUUGGACCCAAGCGCCGACUGCCUCUGUCUCGGCAGGACCCUCCAGAACCGAGACCAGAUGAGAGCCAAUGUCAUCAACGAAAUCAUGAGCACAGAGCGUCAUUAUAUCAAGCACCUCAAGGACAUUUGCGAGGGUUAUUUAAAGCAGUGCCGGAAGAGGAGGGAUAUGUUCAGUGAUGAGCAGCUGAAGGUCAUCUUUGGCAACAUUGAAGAUAUCUACAGGUUCCAGAUGGGUUUUGUCCGGGACUUGGAGAAACAGUACAACAAUGAGGACCCCCACCUCAGUGAAAUUGGACCAUGUUUCCUGGAACAUCAAGACGGGUUCUGGAUCUAUUCGGAGUACUGUAACAAUCACUUGGAUGCCUGCAUGGAGCUUUCCAAGCUGAUGAAGGAUGGCAGGUACCAGCAUUUCUUCGAAGCGUGCCGUCUGUUGCAGCAGAUGAUUGAUAUUGCCAUAGAUGGUUUCCUUCUGACGCCGGUGCAGAAGAUCUGCAAAUACCCCUUGCAGCUAGCAGAGUUGCUGAAGUACACGGCACAGGACCACAGUGACUACAGGUAUGUGGCUGCCGCACUCGCAGUCAUGAGGAAUGUGACUCAACAGAUCAACGAGCGGAAGAGGAGGCUGGAGAACAUCGACAAGAUAGCGCAGUGGCAGGCCUCUGUCCUGGACUGGGAGGGAGACGAUAUCUUGGACCGCAGCUCUGAGUUGAUCUACACAGGGGAGAUGUCCUGGAUUUACCAGCCUUAUGGACGGAACCAGCAGCGCGUUUUCUUUCUCUUCGAUCACCAGAUGGUUCUCUGCAAGAAGGACCUGAUACGAAGAGAUAUCCUGUAUUACAAAGGUCGCAUAGACAUGGAUAAGUACGAGGUGGUGGAUAUAGAGGAUGGGAGAGAUGAUGACUUCAAUGUCAGCAUGAAGAAUGCCUUCAAACUUCAUAACAAGGAGACUGAGGAAAUGCACUUAUUCUUUGCCAAGAAACUGGAGGAGAAGUUGCGAUGGCUCCGAGCUUUCAGAGAAGAGAGGAAGAUGGUACAAGAAGAUGAAAAGAUAGGCUUUGAAAUUUCUGAAAAUCAAAAGCGGCAAGCGGCAAUGACAGUAAGGAAAGUCAGUAAGCAAAAAGGUGUGAGCUACUCCAGGUCGGUUCCUCCAGCCUACCCACCACCCCAGGAUCCAUUAAAUCAGGGACAGUACAUGGUGACAGAUGGCAUAUCCCAGGCCCAGGUCUUCGAGUUCACCGAACCCAAACGCAGCCAGUCACCAUUCUGGCAAAACUUCAGCAGAGAGUGAGAAUGAGACAUCCAUAAUUUUUAUGAGAAGAUGCUUCCUAAAUAUUCAGCACUAGGAAAAAAGCAACACCACCGCCACACCAUUAUUUGCAUCAUAAAUCAAGACUCGCUUGAUCUGACAAGGCCACUUGUUGGACUCGCAGCUCCUUUCUUAAGCGGCAAGCCAGACCACAUAGCGCUGCUGCCAGCCCGUGCCCCAGCCGGGCGGCUGGCCAGGCACGUGCGGGCG